Molecule: messenger RNA, 516 nt
Organism: Colletotrichum destructivum
Lineage: Eukaryota; Fungi; Ascomycota; Sordariomycetes; Glomerellales; Glomerellaceae
Exons: 2
Coding region: 158-388 (76 amino acids)
Source: RefSeq, a predicted model, not a curated record
CUGGAUAACGGCAUGUGUUUCUUCGAUUUGAUCUAUUUGGCGAGCUUAAACCACGUGACUCAGGUGAGAGCUGCAUCGCACUCAACCAUUCACAUUGCAGGGUUACCUUGAUACUUAGCCUCAAGAUGUAGCUUAAUUUGCUUAUCGUGUUCUCCCCAUGGUCCGAUUCAGCACCAAGAGCAUGGCGGAGGAGAGGGUUCUCAAAGGCAACCUAGGGCGCUGUCACGGAUCCGACAUGACAUUGACCGGCAUAACCUUUACCGGGAUGUUUGCACAAGAUUUAAAUACGUCAAUACCAUAUCAGCAGGGCGCUCAUGUAUCUGAUCAAGCCAAUGGGAUGAGGAAAGAAUAUCGAGCAGCUACAUGUUGGAGCUGGAUUCAUCAUUGAGGGAAACUAUCAUGAGCACACGCAGUAGAGGCAUCAUGCGUGCAAAUCGUUCACUCGCCCGUAUAAUUCUCAAAAUUCAAUUCAGUCACGGAGUGAGCCAUGCAGCCUAUUCCACCGGCAGCCACGAC